Molecule: messenger RNA, 4282 nt
Organism: Malurus melanocephalus (red-backed fairy wren)
Lineage: Eukaryota; Metazoa; Chordata; Aves; Passeriformes; Maluridae
Gene: SLC4A11
Product: solute carrier family 4 member 11
Exons: 21
Coding region: 583-3096 (837 amino acids)
Biological process (GO): transmembrane transport; monoatomic ion homeostasis; monoatomic anion transport
Cellular component (GO): basolateral plasma membrane; plasma membrane
Molecular function (GO): solute:inorganic anion antiporter activity
Source: RefSeq, a predicted model, not a curated record
GAAACGAAUUUGUGGCGGGGAUGGGGGCAUGAGGCUCCCGCUGCUGAAGGGUCCCGCCGGCUCUUUCCCCCCUUGCCUGGCUCUGGGAAGCCUUUGCUGCCUCCUGGAGGCACAGGAGCUUUCUCCACCCAGCAUCCAGCAAAACUCUCCAGCUCCGGCACGCUGGGUCACUUUAACUACUCUAUUUCUGCUCUUGGAGGCAGAUAUCACUGAGAGGCGCUAGGAUCUGGGUGGCUGAAGGAAGAAAACAGCUCAAARCCUUGCCCUGGGCAGUGGUGGCAUGUACAGAGGUGCUGGCCAGGUGUGGGGUUGGCAGAGCUGGGCWGGAGGUGCCCAUCUGGGAGCUAAUGGGUCGCGCUCUCACUCCACCCAUCCGCCGCUCGCCAAUUGGAAGUGAGGGACAAAGAUGCUCUGGAUGGAUUAAUGUUGGAGCCAGUGAAAAAGCAGGAGCYGCCGCUGCUGCCUCGGCCACCUGAGCGAGUGGCCUUUGGGGACAAGUGCUGGUGGCUCGGGGGGACAGCCCUGAGGGGAGCACGGGCAUCUCUCUGUUGAGGAAGUAGCACAGAGUCUCCACCUGCAGCGAUGUCAAGAAAUGGAUACUUCUUUGAAGAGAGUGGGUACCUCAAAUGCGACACGGACGACGCGAAGGAGGAGGCAGCGGGUGAAGAGCUCUUCGAUGGCGUCAAUUCCACCAUCGUGUCCGGGGACAGCAUCCGCUUCUUCGUCAACGUCAACCUCGAGGGCACUCCCAGCGCCACCGCCGAAAGUGAAGGUGCUGGCUGCGUGUUACUGCACACAUCAAGGAAGUACCUGAAAUUAAAGAAUUUUGAGGAGGAGGUCAGAGCCCAACGGGACCUGGAUGGGUUCUUGGCCAGAGCCAGCAUCAUCCUGGAUGAAACAGCCACGUCCUUGGACGAYGUUCUUCGGGAGAUGCUGAAACACUUCGCGGAAGAUCCCGAGAACAUGGAGCCGAGCUGCAACUUUGAAAAAAUCAUGAGCACUUUAUUCACAGAUUCAGGGACCCCACGGGAAGGGAACGUUCACCUCUUAUCAGACACAAUUCAAGGGGUCACAGCCACAGUCACGGGGGUGCAGUAUCAGCAGUCCUGGCUCUGUAUCAUUUGCACUAUAAAGUCCCUUCAGCGACGUCACGUUUGCAUCAGCCGCCUGGAGAGGCCUCAGAACUGGGGUGAGAACUCCUGUGAAGUCAGAUUUGUGAUCCUGGUCCUGGCUCCUCCCAAGAUGAAAAGCACCAAAACGGCCACAGAAGUGGGCAGGACCUUUGCCACGAUGUUUUCGGACAUCGCCUUCCGGCAGAAACUCCUGGAAACCAAAACUGAGGAGGAGUUCAAGGAGGCCUUAGUGCACCAACGCCACUUAUUGACAGUGGUGAACCAGAGACCCUCAGGGAAGAGCGAUGGGCACAAAUCACACGGGAGCAAACCACUCAAGCUGCACGAGUUUCUCAGUGUUGGCAAGGGGAUUUCUGAUGACAUUGCACGAAGACUCCCAGUGUACGCGCUGGAUUUCACCGAUGGUAUUAUUGGGAGUAACAAAGCUAUAGGAAAAUACAUCACGACCAUAAUCUUUCUGUACUUUGCCUGCCUCCUUCCAUCCAUUGCCUUCGGGUCCCUCAAUGAUGAGAACACCCGAGGAGUUAUYGAUGUGCGGAAGACAAUCUUUGCUCAGUGCAUUGCAGGGCUGCUCUACGCCCUCUUCGCGGGGCAGCCCCUGGUCGUGCUCCUGACCACAGCUCCCUUGGCACUCUACAUCAAUGUCAUCCGAGGAAUCUGUGAUGACUACAACUUGGAUUUCAGUGCUUUCUAUGCCUGGAUUGGACUGUGGAACAGCUUUUUCCUUGUGAUCUACUCCCUCUUUAAUUUGAGCCUUCUGAUGAAGCUCUUUAAAAGGUCAGUAGAAGAAAUAAUGGCACUUUUUAUAUCCAUCACAUUUGUGUUUGAUGCCAUCAAAGGCAUUGUUAAAGUUUUUAAGAAAUAUUACCACCACGGGCGCACAGGAGGCAGUUACUCAGGAAAAGCACGGGCUGAUGCUCUCCCAGAGCUCRGCAUCAACAGCAGCUUCUUGGUGAACUCAACAGUGAGCAACCAGACAUGCACCCAUGAUGGGCACUACGGGCACGAGACUGCUGUCCUCAGCCUCAUGCUGAUGUUGGGGACCCUCUGGCUCGGCCACACGCUCUAUCAGUUUAAGAAAAGUCCAUAUUUGCACGCGAGGGUACGUGAAAUUCUGUCCGACUGUGCCUUACCCAUUUCAGUCCUGACCUUCUCUGUUGUGGGUUCUUUUAUCUUCAAGGAAAUUGAAAUGUCCAAAUUUAACUACAACGCCUCUGACAGCCUGUUUGUGCUGGCCCCUGUGCAGUCCCUGUCCAUUGGGUCGGUGAUGAGUGCCAUGGGACUGGGAUUYCUCCUGUCCAUGCUCUUCUUCAUCGAGCAGAACAUCGUGGCGUCCCUCACCAACGCCCCGGAGAACAGGCUGGUGAAGGGCACAGCCUAUCACUGGGACCUGCUGCUGGUGGCGCUGAUCAACACGGGGCUGUCRGUCUUUGGGCUGCCCUGGAUCCACGCCGCCUUCCCGCACUCYCCCAUGCACGUCCGUGCCCUGGCCUAUGUGGAGGAGAGGGUGGAGAGUGGACACAUCUAUGAGACGAUCGUGAGUGUGAAGGAGACCCGGCUGACGAGUCUGGCAGCAAAUUUCUUCGUGGGGCUCUCGCUUCUGCUGCUGCCUUUUCCUCUCCAGUGGAUCCCAAAACCAGUCCUUUAUGGCCUCUUCCUCUAUAUUGCCCUGACCUCCAUUGAUGGCAACCAGCUCUUUGAAAGGGUGGCUCUGCUGCUCAAGGAACAGACCGCGUAUCCUCCGACCCAUUACAUCCGCAGAGUUCCCCAGAGGAAGAUCCACUAUUUCACGGGCCUGCAGGUCCUGCAGCUCCUCAUCCUCUGUGGGUUUGGGAUGUCCCCCCUGCCCUACAUGAAGAUGAUCUUCCCCCUCAUCAUGAUUGGGAUGAUCCCCAUCAGGUAUAACCUGCUCCCCAAGAUCAUCGAAGCCAAGUACUUGGAUGCCAUGGAUGCAGAGUACUGAAGGGUCCCUGGUGUGCAGAGCAGCACAGACCCCUCCCUCGGAGCUGGAAAAGGCGUGGGACAAUCUCCUGCAGUUCUUUCUUUCACCACUUUCUUCGUGCUCUGACGUUGGCAAUGCACUCCUGUCACGGGGCUGCAGUGCCUGUGCCAGCCCAAGGGAGCCUUGGACUUGGGAGGACGGUGCUCUCUGGAGCUGAGAGGCRAAUGAGCUUUAUGGGAAAUGCAACUUCCCACAUCCCCAACCCCUGAAACCCCAAAGAUCAGCCUGGCUGUACGGUUGGAGCAUCCACAGUUGUCCUGUGUUCCCUUGUUUGAGGGUGGGGGGGCUUUUUUCAAUGCACCACAUCCUUUUCUUCCCCAACACUAAGAACAACGACUGACCCUUGUUUUAUAGAGUGACAGCCCUGUCCUGGCCUUUGAAUCCAAUUCCCUGUGCACCCAAUAUUCCCAAAUUGCUGAGGUGGGAUGGCCUGGUGCUGAACCACUGAUGUCAGGAGAGAUUGUGGCUGUUUUUUUAGAUUAGUGGGUUUGGAAACAGUUGCAAUGUGCACUGCUACAAUCCACAGCUUUGGAUGAAUAUUUAAUUCCUACAAAUGAGCUGGGAACAUUCAGAGGCUGGGCUUGCACAGCCCUGUGGAUCAAACCCCAUCUGGGGCUGAGCUGUUUGGGAAUUUGUUUGGAUAUUUCUCCCGGGUCAUCAAACACAGAAUUGUAGUUUUUUUUUUGCACAACUGCAGCAUUUUUUGCUCUGCCCCCAGAGUCAGAGGGCAGUUGUGUCAAUGGUUGCAUAUACAUAUGUACAGUAGUGCCUAUGUGUACAUAUAUACAUAUGGAUUUGUGUAUAUAUUUUGCAUAGAUAUACAAAUAGGCCUGGUUCUUUCCAAAUAUCAAAAGUGUUCUGUGCAGUCAGUGUUACCCACCAUGUCCUGACCAUACACCUGUUUUCUGCUUCAGUGCUGCUUUUUCUCAUUUGAGAUAUGGUCACUUUUUUUUUAUUUUUUUUCUUUUGGAAGCUGCUCAGUUACUGGUUUUGUUCAUGUGUUGCUUUGUUCAAAGUGUUCCUUUGCUUUCUUCUUCCUGUGGCUUGACACCCUCAUCAUCCUGUCUCGAUGCUCCAACGUGUGAAUUUUUCAUUUAAUUUUGAUGUACAGAAUGCAAUGAAAGUUUUCCUCUUUUUGCCUGAUCGA